Molecule: messenger RNA, 316 nt
Organism: Dentiscutata erythropus
Lineage: Eukaryota; Fungi; Glomeromycota; Glomeromycetes; Diversisporales; Gigasporaceae
Source: the annotation of a GenBank genome assembly
UAAUUUUUUUGUGGAAAAUGAAGAAGGUGUAUUUGUAGAAGAGGAGGAGGCUGUACUUGAAAAGGAGGGUGUUGUAUAUAAGGAAAGCAAAAGUAUAGAGGAAAACGAAAGUGUAAAGUUUGAGAAAAACAAAAGUGUAGGGUUUGAGGAAAACAAAAGUGUAGGGUUUGAGGAAAACGAAAGUGUAGGGUUUGAGGAAAAUGAAAGUGUAGGGUUUGAGGAAAACAAAAGUGUAGGGUUUGAGGAAAACAAAGCCACAUUUGAAGAAAAUGGAAACACUAUACUUGAGGAAAACGGAGAGCGAGCAUAUGCUUAA